AGAGAGUAUUCAAGGAAUUAGUGGCGCGCCCUCUGUACCAGAGAUGUCUCGACCUCGUUAUGUCGCGCAAGAGCCCGACAUUUUCGGUGUCAAGCUUCCAGUUGCUCAGAAGCUAGAUCCUGACCCCAUGAGCGAUCCCUAUGCGGCCAGGAUCUGGGAGGACGAGAUGAUGUACAAAAGAUACCUCGCCACCGUUCCUCCGCCCUCCAUCAUGGACGAUGCAUUACGGGCGCGCUUCAACAGCCGUGUCAAGAUGUUCAAGGUACGAAUCCAUGAGUUGGAGGCUCUCCGCGAGAACAUGGAAGAGAACAUGGAAGAGCGUCCGCCUGCGGCUAUCGGCAACGAGCUUGCAUCCAUUAUCUGGAGGCACCGAAUCCUUACCCGCGCUCUCUUCCCCAUUCGCGACCUCCCGAAUGAGAUCCUCGGUAUGAUCUUUGACCAUGUCGUCUACUCCCACCCUAUCGACAAUAUGAAGUACUAUCACGCCGCUCGCGCCGUGCUCGUCCAGACCUGCAGGCGUUUCAGAGACAUCGCGUACGGGUACCGUGCGCUCUGGCGCACGGUCAUCUUCACCGACGCUUGUCCUUGGAAACUCUCGUUUCGGGCUAUCUCGCGCGCGGAGGGUGUGCCCCUCACUAUCGGAUUCGGCCAGGCUCCGGUGCUCCCUGGGGCCAGCCCCGUCCACGCUACCGACUUCGGCGUGCUCCUCCAUGGGCUGAUUUUAGCCGCUCCCCAGCUACGCGAAGUGACCGCUGGGCUAUGCGAAAGCUCUAUGCCUGUAUUCUGUACCUGGCUUGCACGGAAUACACGGGCUUUCCCGUGUCUGCAGACGCUCGUGCUCCACCACGUUAACCAUAGGAAUCGCGACGGGAACGUCGUUAUUUUCUAUGACCGACCCCCCAUGAUCCCUCUCAGGGGGCAGGUAGUGGUCCCGAAUCUGCGCAAGAUUGACCUCGACGGUGUCGCGAUCGAUUGGGAGAGUCAGUCACCGACCAUGUUUUCGAACGUCAAGGACCUGCGUCUGGGAACCACCUAUGGCACUAUGCCGCCCCUCCAGUCCCACCAGUGGUCUCAGAUCCUCUUCGCGGCGGCAUCGACGUUGGUUCGGCUUGACCUCCGUAUGUUCUGGGUUGCUUGCGAAUGGAACACGCCGCCACCCUCGGUGCGCGUCGAGCUCCCCAAUCUCCUCGAGUUAAGUAUACACUACGAAGCUGAAAGGAGGGCGACCGAAUUCACCCUCGCGCACAUCGACGCCCCGCGACUCAUCGCUCUCAACAUUUUAUCGAUCAGGAACGCGAGCAUCAACUUCAAGUCGCUGUGCGAACAGCUCACUGGCCGGUUCCCCGAGCUGCGUCUAUUUGCGCUCCGCUUUAUCGCCUGCCACGGUCCUCCCGCCCCGCCCCCCGUGGUCAACCAGUAUUUCGCCCAGUUCGGGAGGUUGCUGCGCAGCAUGCCCAAGCUCAGGGUGUUGAAAUCAGGCUUCUUGUAUGUCGGCGUGCAGGCGCUGCUCCGGCCCCUGUGCGUGCCCGAGCUGUACUUGGCUCCGGAGGAGCUCGCGGCGAUCGCGGAGAAGGCGGCGAGGCAGGAGCCGUUCGCGAUACCUAUCUGCUGCCCCGAGCUCGAGUACCUCAGCAUUUUCUGGGAGUACGUCGGCGACCCGACGGGAGACGUCCGAGACUUUGCGCUCUGGCUCAACGCGCGGCAGCAGCUGGGCAAGCAAUUUCCCCGCGUGUGCGUGCGCAACAAAACGAAGUACGAAGAAAUGAAGGCGCUCCUCGAGCAGGCUGACAUUGCUCCCUCCGUUGGGGAAUUCAUGAUAGUGCCCAUGGAAACGCCGAUGUAUGAGGAGAAGGUGGUGGAGGAGGAGGUACUGUCGCACUUGUAG
This is a messenger RNA of Dichomitus squalens LYAD-421 SS1, 1885 nucleotides long. RefSeq lists its product as uncharacterized. Lineage: Eukaryota; Fungi; Basidiomycota; Agaricomycetes; Polyporales; Polyporaceae. Gene Ontology annotation, molecular function: protein binding. Bases 44 to 1885 code for a protein of 613 amino acids. The record is from RefSeq and is a predicted model, not a curated record. The transcript is spliced from 2 exons.